Molecule: messenger RNA, 712 nt
Organism: Passer domesticus (house sparrow)
Lineage: Eukaryota; Metazoa; Chordata; Aves; Passeriformes; Passeridae
Product: tonsoku-like protein
Exons: 6
Biological process (GO): replication fork processing; double-strand break repair via homologous recombination
Cellular component (GO): nuclear replication fork
Molecular function (GO): protein binding
Source: RefSeq, a predicted model, not a curated record
AUGUCCCCUUUGCAGCGCCGGGUGCUGCGGCGGCUCCGGGCCCAGCAGCUCCGCGCCGGGGACCCCCAGGGGGCCCUGGAGACCCUCGGGGAGCUCGGGGGGGACCCCCAGGACCUGCAGCAGCACCAGGAGGAGGAGGAGGAGGAGGAGGAGGAGGAGGAGGAGGAGGAAGAGGAGGAAUCGGAUCUGGAGCUGUCUGAGAGCGAGGAUGAAGACGAGGAUCUCGAGGGGUACCCCAAAAGUGUCCCCGGGAGGCGCCGCAGCAACAAGCAGUGGAACCGUCGGAACGAGCGGGGCGAGACCCCCCUGCACCGCGCCUGCAUCGAGGGAGACCCCAAAAGGGUCCGGCUCUACCUGGACCAGGGCCACCCGGUGAACCCGCGCGAUUACUGCGGCUGGACGCCCCUGCACGAGGCCGCCAACCACGGGCACCUGGAGAUCGUGCGGCUGCUGCUGUCGCGGGGCGCGGCCCUGGACGACCCGGGGGGCGCGGGCUGCGAGGGGCUGACGCCGCUGCACGACGCGCUGGCCUCGGGCCGGUUCGCGGUGGCGCAGCUGCUCCUGCGCAGCGGGGCCAGCACCAGUGUCACCAACGCCAAGGGCCAGACGCCGCUGCAGACGCUGCAGGAGUGGCUGCAGACGUUCGGCCCCGAGCUGGACGCGGAGACGUGGGCCAGCGCCCGCGAGACGCUCCGCAUGCUCCAGGAGAGAG